Molecule: messenger RNA, 900 nt
Organism: Hydatigera taeniaeformis
Lineage: Eukaryota; Metazoa; Platyhelminthes; Cestoda; Cyclophyllidea; Taeniidae
Source: the annotation of a GenBank genome assembly
UUGUCGAAAGAUCACUUUUCUUCAUCUUCUUCUGAAGCGUCCUCGGAUAAGCCGCAGUCCAGCAUAUCUUAUAAGUCAAAACUUUUCGCAAAUGACACAUCUGAAAAAGAAAAUACACUAACUAAGGACAGCCUGCACAGCUUACCCGGAAAAUUGCCUGUUCAAUUCAAAAAUAUCUUUAACGUCGGUUUCUCGAAAAUGCCAAAACAGAUAUACCGGAAAACUAUCAAAAGAGGAUUUACUUUUAAUAUUAUGCUCGUUGGUGUAGCUGGUCUUGGGAAGUCGACUUUUCUCAACUCGCUAUUCAUGACAGACAUCUACAAUGAUGAGUUCCCGGUUCGUUUCUUUGCUUUGAACGUUGGAUAUUUUUAUGAAUAUAUUAAGUUGCUUAUUGUUUCAUUAAAUCUAGACAUCGAAUUCUCCAUUUUUGACUUUCAGUCAGCUAUUACUUGUACCCCUUUGCCCUUCCAUCGACAGGCUCCCUCUGCCAGAUUCUACAACGAUGCCUCCAUCGCUGCUUCUGUUGCCUCACACACCUUCAGUCUAAUGGAGCAGAAUGUAUCCCUUCGCCUAACUGUCAUUGACGCUCCAGGCUACGGUGAGGCGCUUGACAACUCAUCCUGUUGGCGUCUCCUUGUGGAAGAGAUCAAUCGUCGUAACGCAAACUUUAUGGAAGCUGAAUCCCGAGUACAGCGUGACACUACAGGAAACGGAUGCGGGGGUUCUGGUGGACGUCUAGGAGUACUUCCAGAGGAUCUGGUCCAUGCAUGCUUCUACUUCCUUUCUCCCACUGGACAUGGUGUUCGGCAAAUGGAUUUGGAGGCAAUGCGAGCUUUGCAUGAUAAGACUUUGAAGGUAAAGAUGACUGCUUCAAGUAAGGAGGAAGCUCAUGCUGUCUAA